AUGAUAUCCCAAUUACAACAACAAUUACAACAUCAAUCUAGACAUUAUACAUUUGAUACUUCAGAGAAUAAUACUAAUCUUUCACAAUUUUGUUUAAAUUUACCGGAAUUCAAUACUACUAUACAUACUAUAUCUGAAUAUGAUAAAAAUAUUCUUGAAAAUAAUCAACAAUCAAUUGAACAAGGAAAAUUGAAUAUUAAUAAUGAUAAUGUUAAUCCUAUUGGUAAUGGAGAUAUUAAACCUAAAAUUUGUACUACAAUUAGUUCGACCAGUACUACUACCACUACUACUAAUAGUACCACUAUUGAUGAGAUUGUUAACUCUACUGAAAAUAUUAAACAAAGUUCUAGUAUUAUUAAUCAUUGUUUGUCUAAAAAGAAUAAAUUGGAUAAUCAACUUAAUGAUUAUAAUAAAUCAAUAUCUAUCAAUUCAAGUCUUCCAUAUAGACUUUGUUAUUCACCGAAUACUACUACUACUACUAUUACUAUAUGUGAUAAAAAUAAUAUUGAAUUCAAUGAAGAAAUAUGUUAUACUACAAAAUAUCCUCGACUACAUGAUUCUUUAUCAGAAUCUAAUAAGCAUAACAACAGUAAUAUAACUGAUAAUAAUAAUGAUCGGAAUAUUUUAGACCAAACAGGUUAUACUGCCGAUAUGAAACCACAGCAUAUUACAAGUCCUAUGAGACCAAAUUCAGCGUAUCCUUUUAAUAAUUUGUCUCAUUCAGAUUGUCCACCAUCCUCUUCCUCUUCCUCUCUCUCGUCAGUAUCAUCAACUGUAACAACAGCUAAUAAUAUGAGAGAUUUCAGUUCCGAUCAAUCACCUCCAUCUAAUAGGGAAAUGAAGUCGAAUCAACAUGCCCAUUUUCACCAAACACAUCAUCAUAACCAACAUCAAGCACUUUCAAUGGAUUCAGGAGAUACUGGACUUCCAUUUGAUCCAAUCACUCAACAAAGUCUUUCUGCUGCUGCAUCUUCGUUUGUGAAAUCAUUGACCGGUUUCAAUUUUAACAGUUCAACAGCAGGUCUUCUGUUUCCGAAUCCUCCACUCACUUCACUCUCAUCGAAUUCAACAUCUGGAUUGAAUCAAAAUGGUCCUCCAUUACCACAUCCAUAUGCUUCGCAGCCACCAUUACUGUUCAAUGGUGUAAGCUGUUUAUCAAAUACAAUGCAUCAUUUACGAUCUAGUUCAUUAAAUCGUACUGCUACCAAUAUUAAUCCAUAUGCAAUUAGUCAUGAUAUUUCAUUGAGUAAUAUACAAUCACCUUGUAGUCCAGAAUCAUUACAUUCUUUGUCUACAGAUGAAAGUCCAUCAUCUGGUGGAAUAAAGCAUGCUUCAUUGACUGGAACAACUGGUCAUUACUCAGCGAUGACAACAGCAAUAACAACAACAACCACAGCCAGUUCAUGUCCCACACCAGCUAGAAGACGUCAUCGUACAACAUUUACACAAGAUCAACUACAAGAGUUGGAAUCAGCUUUUCAAAAAUCUCACUAUCCAGAUAUUUAUUGUCGUGAAGAAUUGGCAAGAAUGACAAAAUUAAAUGAAGCACGAAUACAAGUAUGGUUUCAAAAUAGACGAGCUAAAUAUCGUAAACAAGAAAAGCAAUUAGUAAAACAACAACAGCAACAACAUGAACAUAGACAUAUUCAACAUUUACAAUAUAAUCAACCAUUUCAUAGUUUGCGUAAUACAUAUCAAUCACCUAGUCAAGGUUCUCAUCUUUAUUCUUAUACACAUUCAAAUAUUUAUAAUGGAAAUUCUAUAACUAUGACACCAAAUGGAGUUGUUAACAGUCAUUCAUUGUUUGACAGUAGUAAUAAUAAUAAUAACAAUGACAAUAGUAAUGUCAAUAAUGGUAGUACUAGUAUUAGCACUGAUGGUGGACUUCCAUAUUCUUCUUGUAUGCCACUUCCAGCUAGCUUAAUCGGUACGUCUACAUUAGGUAUUCCACCAGGUCUAACCAACACAAAUACUUUAAUGAGCUAUUAUGGAUCUAAUUUACCUUAUAUGUCUAAAAAAGUGUUUUCACCUACAUUUAACUCGGGAUAUCCGUCAUAUAAUUCACUCUCACCUCAUACUAACAAUGUUAAUGAUAAUAAUACUGGACCAAGACGGGGUAAUAUUUUUCCUAUAGCUACUUCUCCGAUUUCAAACAGUUUGGAGGUAACAUCAACAUCACUUUCGAUAAAUAACGAAUUAUCCAGCCAGACUGAUUCACAUUCUACUCAACCCUCACAAUCACAACAACAACCACCAAUGCAGCAUUCUAUAAUAACAACACCUCACUUUUCUAAUAAUUCUGUAUCAUUUUUACCAGAUUUAUCUUCUGGACCACUGAUGCAGCGAGCCGCUGCUGCGGCUGCCGCAGUUGCUGUCGCAGGAAUUUGUCAGGCACAUACAACAAUUUCUUUGUCAAAUACUCCACAACACUUACAACAACGUACAGAAAAUGCAUCUGAUGAACAAAAUAACUAUUCAAUACAACAAUCUAAUAAUUAUCGAGUAAAUUUUUCACCUACACCUUCUUAUCGAUAUUUCAAAAGUCAAAAUAUUUGUGAGCAAUUAAAACAAACAAUCAGUUCAAUUGAACCAAAUAUAAAUAUUUCUUCGAAUGAUUUAUUUGUUAAUGAAAUAGAAAAUCAAAAAUUAUUGCAAUUGUCACAUGGUCAUCAACAUAAUCACCAAUUAAAUCAAAAUGUAACGGUUGAUGAAGCUUGUGAAUUUCCGAAACAAAAAACUUCAGAUCAAACGCAAUUAAACACAUUAUUCCCAUACAGUAAAAAUAAUUUUAACAAUAAUAACGCGCAAUUUUUUAUUCCAUCAUUUUCUUCAGAAUACAGAAGUUCAUUGAAUUCCAGUCUGAUUACUUCAACAAGUACUGUAGCUUCGAAUACAGGUACAAAUGUACAUGCCACAUUAUCACCAAUAAGUGCUUCAGUAGAAGAUAUUAUCCCAGAAGAAACUACAACAAGUAUAAUUUCAUUAAGUAAAAUAGCAAAAUUAAGAAAUCUAAGUAAAAUAAGUAGUAACUAUCAUAGUCACUAUUUAGAAAAUACGGAUAAUUCUGCAAAUAAUUCAACAUUAACAAUUCCUAGACAGGAAGGUUCGUCGAACUCAAUGGGAUUAACAUCAUCUUCAUUAGCUUCACUACCUUCAUUAUCAAUGUCUUCACCAUCAUCAUCAUCUAGCCGAUUAUUAGGACGCAAUUUUCCACAAUCACAUUAUAUAAGAAAUCGCAGUCAUAUUUCUGAUGACAGUAAUGUAAGUAAUAUGUAUGUCAGUAAUGUAGACUCUCCAUAUAUUAAUACGACAAACGAUACGAGUACAUCAACUGGGCAACUGGAAUACGAGGCAGUAAAUACAAACGGAAACACUAAUGAGAGUAACAAUGCACCAUUGGACAAUGAACAUAACUCCAGGGUCUAUCACAACCAAAUAUCUGGCCUUAUACAAUUAAAUGAAAAUAAUUCAUCAUCCAAUAUCCCCAGGUUUCUACCGAACAUAGAAACUGAAGAUACAUCUGUAGUUGACGAAACACAAUCUAAUCUGAAAAAUGUUCCCAUAAGUACCAUGAAUACUACCUUCACAAAUAUUUAUUCACACUUAGAAAAUUCAGGAGGUUCAACAUCUUCAGAAUGGUGUAGGACAACAAGAGAUGAAUUUCAAAAUCUACACUCAAAUCAACAUUCUAACGGCGGUACUAUUGAUUCAGUACUUCGAUAUCGAAUGUAA
Messenger RNA from Schistosoma margrebowiei, 3732 nucleotides. NCBI's taxonomy places the organism in Eukaryota, Metazoa, Platyhelminthes, Trematoda, Strigeidida, Schistosomatidae. The record is from the annotation of a GenBank genome assembly.